AUUUUUAAUAUAUGAUGAAUUUAACACUUUGACUACUACGCAUGCUGAUGAUACAUGACUCAACAGAAACUGGUACACUUUUUUCUCAAAAAAAUAUAUUUUGAUAUAUUUAAGUAUACAAACAGAAUGAAAACAACAAGUUUUUCCACAAAAAAAUAUUUUUUUGACUGUGUCCGGUGCCAGCAUCGAAUUCACUAUCGGUACUUUCUGAUGAACUGAAAUUCUCGAAGUCUGGAUCACCCACUGAGUCAUCGACGUCCGAUUCGUAUUCACAAUCGCUCAUAUUAUUAAUUAUUCC
This is a messenger RNA of Acanthoscelides obtectus, 298 nucleotides long. Lineage: Eukaryota; Metazoa; Arthropoda; Insecta; Coleoptera; Chrysomelidae. The record is from the annotation of a GenBank genome assembly.